GUUAAAUUCACUCCAAUGUAGCUCUUUAACGUAACAUGACAGCCGAACUAGCGCGCGGUGGGCAUGUGUCAUCCGCUCAUCACACACACACACACACACACACACACACACUGAGAGAAGAGCAGCAGCAACAGCAGGAGUCUGUUGUGGAAGAAGCUGUCAGAUGAAGAUCUCGUCUGGGAUUUUGCUGUUGUAAUAUUAAUGGACAUCUCUGAUUUACAACAUCCCAUUUGAUCCCUUUAUAUCUGAACCACUCCCAGCAGCCCGUUAUCCUCUAAAGCAAAUCAGGCAUAGAGAUGUCUCUCUGUAAAGAACUUUAAGUCGAACUAACAGAUAUGCUUUAAGACAUCCCACAUCCUUUGCGUUACAAAGAACCAACACAAGGUCACAUUAUAAAAUAGACUUCCUACAUGGGAGAGUCCUGCUUCAAUCAAACUGAGGCCUUUAAAGAUCACCCGGUUGACACUGCUGUCUCCCAUCUCCGGCUGACCCUCCGCACUCAACUUUCUGUCAGGAUGAGUGACUCACAGGAAGCGACGUCCCCAGUGGCAGGCAUAGGAGGCCCUGCCGCUUGCGUAUCCAAGGUGGAGCUGCGUGUUUCCUGCAGGUCCCUGCUGGACCGAGAUACGCUCAAUAAGUCUGACCCCUGCGUCAUGCUCAUGGUACAGAACCAAGGUCAAUGGACUGAACUGGACCGUACUGAGGUGAUCAAGAGUAACCUGAAUCCGGUCUUUGCCAAAGUCUUAAUGCUGGACUACUACUUUGAGGAAGUACAGAAACUGCGUUUUGAAGUCUACGACAUUCACGGGACUCACAGUAUUGGAACGCGAGACGACGACUUUCUGGGAGGUGUGGAGUGCACGCUUGGACAGAUAGUGGCCCAAAAAAAGAUGGUGAAACCUCUGUUGCUGAAAUAUGGAAAAUAUGCUGGAAAAUCCACUAUCACAAUUCACGCAGAAGAGAUUUCUGGGAACAAUGGCUAUGUGGAGCUUUCCUUCUGUGCCAAGAAGUUAGAUGAUAAGGAUCUCUUCAGCAAGUCAGAUCCAUUCUUGGAGAUUUACCGGAUCAAUGAUGAUGGGACAGAACAGCUUGUACACAGAACUGAAGUGAUUAAAAACAAUCUGAACCCUGUGUGGGAACCCUUUAAGGUGUCUCUCAUUUCUCUGUGCAGCUGUGAUGACGAAAGGAAGUUGAAGUGCUUAGUCUGGGACUAUGACUCGAGGGGAAAGCAUGAUUUCAUUGGCGAAUUCUACACUAAUUUCAAAGAAAUGCAGAAGAUAUCCUCAGGAAACAAGGUCACAUGGGACUGCAUCAAUCCAAAAUACAAACUGAAGAAGAAGAACUACAAGAACUCUGGGUUGGUUAUUCUCAGUGAUCUCAAGCUUCACAGAGUCUAUUCCUUCCUGGACUACAUCAUGGGAGGCUGCCAAAUACACUUCACAGUUGCCAUUGACUUCACGGCGUCCAAUGGGGACCCUCGCAAUAGCUGUUCCCUGCACUACAUCAACCCAUAUCAGCCAAAUGAGUAUUUGAAAGCUUUGAUAGCCGUGGGGGAGAUCUGCCAGGAUUAUGACAGUGACAAACGAUUCUCUGCUUUGGGCUUCGGGGCAAGAAUUCCACCAAAUUAUGAGGUGUCUCAUGACUUUGCCAUAAAUUUCAACCCGGAGGAUGAUGAAUGUGAAGAGAUCCAGGGGGUCGUGGAAGCCUACCAAAACUGCCUGCCCAAGAUCCAGCUCUACGGUCCCACUAAUGUGGCUCCUAUCAUCAGCAGAAUAGCUAAGCUGGCGGCUGGGAAAGAACCCAUCAAAGAUGCUUCUCUGUAUCAUAUCCUGCUGAUCCUCACAGACGGGGUGGUAACAGACAUGGCCGAUACACGGGAGGCCAUAGUUCGGGCCUCCUACCAGCCAAUGUCCAUCAUUAUAGUGGGAGUGGGAAACGCAGACUUCACGGACAUGGAGAUCCUUGAUGGGGAUGAUGGAGUCCUGCGCUCACCCAAAGGAGAACCCGUCUUGAGGGACAUUGUCCAGUUUGUGCCCUUCAGAGACUUUAAAACGGCUUCACCAGCUGCACUGGCAAAGUGUGUCCUAGCGGAGGUGCCUAAACAGGUUGUGGAGUACUUCAGUCACAAGGCCAUACCACCAAUAAACCCAGUGCUGAAUUCAACCCCCAACUCCAUCGCCAACACACCUGAAUAACACUCAGCCUGAGGUCCGGUCCAGCCCUGUACACCUCCACAGUACUGAAACAGAUCAGAGCUGGGACAGGGCUGCUCUGCCACAAAAUACAGUAUAAACUGUCAUCCUGACUACAUUUUGUUCAUUCAAAAGCUGUUCAAACAUGACUGACGGUUUGGAUGAUGGUCUCCGAUCUUGCCCUUGACACCAUCACUGCUCUCCCAGCAUGCAAACUGGAGUCCUUUUCCCCUCUGCUUCGCGUAAGAGCAGACAAUACAUUGAAUUUCCACCAGGACCAGGCCUUCUGAUCCCUGCUGACUCUUUUCAACUUCACAAGGCCACUCCUGCUUUCUGCUGUUUUGUAUGCCUUUCAGAGCUUUCGAAGACUUUGCUCUGCCUGCCUGCGGACUCUUUUCAUUUCUGGACUUCUGGAGAACUGAAACAGAUAUGUCAAGAAACGUACAGUUCAGUGUAAAAUGAAGACUUAAUCUAUAGAUAAUAGCAUGUACUGUACAUUCACUAAAAGAGUUUGCUUUGGUUUUGCUGCACAAAUAUGCAUAGUUAAUUGCUAAAAUCCUCAUUUUGGUGUAAAGAUAAUGGGUGUGUGAGAAUGGUCAUCAACUGACUAGUCAAUUAGUCAAGAUGAGUAGUUUUAAAUAUUUUAGCGGUGGUGCUUGAAUUAGCAUGCUGACAGGGCGCUGUUUGACAGUUUGCACGAUAAAACCCUCUUAGAUAAGCUGUGUCUUCAAGUCCAACGCCUUUAAGACACCGGCAACACAGCCAGUCACAUGCGGACAGGUCAUUGGUUGAUGUUUCAUGAUGUUUUUUAAGCAUCUUGUGCCAUGAGCAUUAUUAAGGUGGCAAAUCAAAAUGAGUUGUUUACUGAAAAAUACCUUUUAAAACUGUCUUGAGAAUCUUGCAGUCAGUUUCAUUCUGUUGUGUCUAGCAUGAAUGUGUCUUAUGUCAACACCUGCUAACAAACAUGUCUGAUUAGUGAACAUGAAAUUAGCCAACAGAAAACAGAAAUUAAAUAGGACUUAUUUAAGAAAUAUUAGUUGACUAGUCUGAAGGUUGCUUGAGAAAAAUGUGAAAUCUUUCACAUUCUGUCUACAAAUCUGUGCAAAUGCACUGAUUCAAAUGAUUUUAUCCCUGUUUAAAUGAUUUGUGGAAACACUUGAACAUUGCCAAGAGGAAAAAAUGCCACAGGGACUUUGUCAAUUACGAGAGAAGUGCACAAAUCUCUAAUCUUAUUAAAAAGAUAAAGUGUGUAUUUUCUGUGCCUAGAGAAGAACCAAAAUGAUUUCUUAAUACUGUAAUUCUGCUGUUUUCAAAUUGUUUUAAAUACACUCUCCCCUCAUCUGUCAUUAGUGGGCCAAACAAAUAGUCCCAUCCCAACCUCACUCCACCUAUGUUUGGCAUGUCUACCCUUGUGAAAAAGACAGUAUUGACAACGCUUUUAAUGUUUUUUAAAAACUGUACUUGUAAAAAUUAUACUUAAAGAGAGCAAACUUUCAUGAUUGUUGGUUAACACUUUUAAAAAGUUAACUUUGUAAUAAGUUUUUCUUUAAAGUACAUUUUAAUCAUUAUGUUUUAAUAAUCUUUUGUCAUGUUUUAAAAAAGUACACUUAUUUUAAUAUGUUGACAAACAUACUAGCACAUAAAAAGUAUGAUAUACAUGCUUCGAUAUAAAUUUAAUUAAAGUAUAAUUUAGUUAAUUUAAUUAUAAUUAUGGAAUUAUAUAUACAAAUGUACUUAAGUUGUAUUUAAGUGGGUCAAAUACACACUUAAUUCCAACUAAUUGCAUUUAAUAUAAAUUUCAACUGUAAUACAUUUUUCAUUUAAUUGUAAGUAAUAUGCAGUUAAGUGUCUCAAAACAUGAUGUUCAGGUUUGUAUUAUUUCUGCAAUAAAUUCUCUUUUUAGUAUCCUAAACUGUACUCCUUUUUCACAAGGUUAGACACACUAUAUGCAAUAAAACAAAGCAUUUUAACAUUAAAGCACAUUUCAGCCUUAAAUCAAGAAGUUUUAAUUAGAAAUUUAACUAUUCUAAUGUUUGUGUGGCACGCCCUCUAUUUAUGGCAAUGGGAAUAAGAUACAGACAUUUAAUUUAUUGGUGCAUAAUUCUGCAGUAUAAACAGGGUGUUGCAUCAAGCAACAAACAAUAUAGCCAUGUCAAAUAUGAAUGACUGCAUAGUUCUACAUGCAUGGCCUCAAAUACUAACACUGUGCAUGUAAAAACAAACAAACACUGAUGACUAUAUUUACAUAUUACACCAGGGAUUAAUUGGAAGAACAACGAUAACUUCUAAUACCGAUUUUCCUAAUUCACUAUUGCUUAGCAUUAAAAUACCCGGCCUCUUAUUAAACUGUCAACUGAAUUGCAACCUUUCAUACAACCGGACAGAAAUUGUCUCCAUGUUAUCCAGCAUUAUGCAUCAGUUUGUCACAAAAUCGUGACAGGCAUAUGAUGAUGUAUUGCAUCUUGACUUGAGAUUUUAAAAGAAAAUGUUUAUACAAUGUAUAUUUCUAUUUAAAGUGCAAAUCAAUAUUUUCGAGUUAUCCAUUAACACAGGGUUUAUAUACGGGCAUUUUGGGCAUGGAAUCGUCUUGCUCUUAAGAUUAUAGCAUAGCCUUAAGUAGAAACUGAAAAAUUCACAUCCCAUAAUGUGCUUAGUACACAUCUAUGCAAGAGCACAAACGAAAGAGCCUGUACUCUUGCAGUCUCCUUCUUUCUGCCUACAGUAUUCUGAAGCGCAGAGCAAACAUGCCCAUAUGGCACGACAUUCUCAAUCCAUUGUGAUAUGGUUAUGUAAAUGAAGGUUGCCUGAUCUUAACAAGUUGCUGAUUCUGAAAUGGCUUAUGAACUGUACAUGUAGCCCGUUAAAAUUUCCGCAGUGGGCUUGCACAAUGCUUUUUAUUAAUAAUUCUUUCUUUUCUUUGCUUGUCAUUUUAAUCCAUUUCCAAUUGGACUUUUGCAUGUUCAGUGAAUUCGGGAGAAGUUUGCUUCCUCUUAUUUGGAGGUGCUAUUCUGCCACAUACUAGCUCAAGGAGAGGAGAAUAUUGAGCAUGAGUUUCCUUGGACUAUUCUUUUGGAAUAUGGGUCAUCAUCCGGCAGGUAUUUUCUUGCAGCCUGAGGUCAAUGCAGAUAUAUUCAAACAGGCCUCAGAGUUGUUAGGCAACAUUUUAAGUCUUCUUGCAGAUGGUCAGCUACAUCUUAAAGCAUUAUAUCAAAGAAACGAUUGGCAGAUAAUGCUAUCCAACUAUAAAUGUUCAUAAAAUUGGUAUUGUUCUCACUGUCUAAGCCACUGGAUUGCAGGGAGCAAAAGGACUCAUUUGAACAUAUUUUGUCUCAUCUAUGCUUUAACAAUGUGCUUUGAUUUGAGCCAGUGACAUUACUGGAAGUAUCUCUCAAAAGCUGUGAUUUACUGCAUGCACUCCUCUGUGUUGAAAUGAACCUGUCUGAUUUCUGAUUUCAGUGUUAUUUUGUUGGAAGCGAGUUGCGCCAGCUCGUUUCCUGUAGACUAGAUUCGUAAUCUUGCAUCAAGGCUAAUAAAUCUUUUAAUAAUUUGA
Molecule: messenger RNA, 5742 nt
Organism: Cyprinus carpio (common carp)
Lineage: Eukaryota; Metazoa; Chordata; Actinopteri; Cypriniformes; Cyprinidae
Gene: cpne7
Product: copine VII
Exons: 16
Coding region: 411-2195 (594 amino acids)
Biological process (GO): cellular response to calcium ion
Cellular component (GO): plasma membrane
Molecular function (GO): calcium-dependent phospholipid binding
Source: RefSeq, a predicted model, not a curated record